UCACUCGCUAUCGCCUGCAAAAGAAGUCUGUACAGUAGCUCGGAGUUUAAAAAUAAUUUGUUUCAUGGACUCAUCGUCGAGUCUCUGGUCAUCGGGAGUAGACGAAAAUGACGAUCAACAGACGGUGUUUUGGGAUUCUCUAUCGAUAUAGAUCAUCUUAGAUGCCCCAGAAAAGAAAAGGAAGAAGAAGAAGAAGAAGAAGAAGAAGAAGAAGAAAAGAAGAACCAAUCUUAAUCAGCGGAUCAUGGCUUUCCCCGGAAACCCAAAUCUGCAAAACCAAAAUCAACAGCAGCAAGGAGCACUAAUUGAUGUGCCAAAGCUGUUCAAACCUUCACCCAAUCCUCCUCCUCUUGGCAAUCUGAAUUCCUCCCCCUCCUUCCCUACUCCCAGUACUAUUCCUUCUUUAUCUCCUCCCUUUCCCAUGCCUUCAUCUUCUUAUCCUCCCCCCACAGGCCCUUCUUAUUCAUUCCACCCCACCUUCCUCCCCCAUCCACCAUCCCCACUUGACCAUUACCAGCCUCAGCACCCGCACCAGCACCAGCUUCUUCCCGCCAGUGCACGUUUGAUGGCACUCUUGACCACCCAGAACCCCCCCUCCCCACAGCCCCAUAUGCUCUUCUCUUCACCAUCUUCAUUGCCAUCAUCAUCUUCCACUUCCACUUCCGCCACUUCAACCACCCCCUCCGCGCCUCCUCCCACCAGGCUGCUCAGUACCAAGCUCCCCAAGGGACGCCAUUUGAUCGGCCACCGCGUUCUUUACGACAUCGAUGUUCGCUUGCAAGGUGAGGCGCAGCCCCAGCUUGAGGUCACUCCCAUCACCAAGUACGCCUCCGAUCCCGACCUCGUUCUUGGCCGUCAGAUUGCCGUUAAUAGAUCUUACAUAUGCUAUGGCCUCAAGAUGGGUAAUAUCCGCGUUCUUAACAUUAACACUGCCUUAAGAUCUUUGCUUCGUGGCCACACCCAGAGAGUAACCGAUAUGGCUUUCUUCGCUGAGGAUGUUCACCUUUUGGCUAGUGCUAGUGUUGAUGGACGGGUUUUCAUAUGGAAGAUCAAUGAGGGUCCAGAUGAGGAAGACAAACCUCAAAUUACAGGCAAAAUUGGUCUUGCCAUUCAGAUAGAAGGAAUGGGGGAAUCAAUCCAACCACGAGUGUGUUGGCAUCCUCACAAGCAAGAAAUUUUGAUGGUUGCAAUUGGAAACCGUAUCCUUAGAAUUGACACCACAAAAGUUGGAAAGGGCGAAGUAUUUUUGGCAGAGGAACCUCUUAAAUGCCACAUUGAUAAUCUAAUUGAUGGGGUCCAAUUGGUUGGUAAACAUGAUCGUGAUGUUACUGAAUUGUCAAUGUGCCAAUGGAUGACCAGCCGUUUAGCUUCAGCAUCGAUGGAUGGCAUGGUGAAGAUUUGGGAAGACCGUAAGGCAUUACCGCUUGCAGUAUUGAAACCACAUGAUGGCCAUCCUGUUAAUUCUGUGACAUUCUUGACUGCCCCUCACCAUCCCAAUCACAUUGUUCUUAUCACUGCGGGGCCACUUAAUCGGGAAAUGAAAAUAUGGGCCUCUGCAAGGGAGGAAGGUUGGCUGUUGCCGAGUGAUGCUGAAUCAUGGCAGUGUACUCAGACUUUAGAUAUAAAGAGUUCUUCUGAACCCAAGAUCGAGGAUGCAUUCUUUAAUCAAGUUGUAGCCUUGCCCCGUGCAGGCCUAUUUCUACUUGCAAAUGCCAAGAAGAAUGCUAUAUAUGCCAUACACCUAGACUAUGGACCUAAUCCAGCAGCUACUCGCAUGGAUUACAUUGCUGAGUUUACAGUCACAAUGCCUAUUUUGAGUUUGACUGGAACUAGUGACAAUUUACCAGAUGGAGAACAUAUUGUACAGGUCUAUUGUGUCCAAACACAAGCCAUUCAGCAAUAUGCGCUGGACCUAUCUCAGUGCCUGCCACCACCCCUGGACAACAUGGAGUCAGAGAAAUCAGACUCCAAUAUUUCUCGUGCUUUUGAUGCUUCUGAUAGUUCUGCUACUUGUGAACCACCUCAGGGAAGUAAACCCACUGAGAUGCCUGUAGUUAAUGCACCUCCUAUACCAUCUAUUCUUUCGAGCAGCUCUGAAAUUGCCACCGUAGUCAACUGUCAUGUGGCUUCUUCUGAGGCUACUACCUUGCAGGAAGCUACAAUCUCUCGUGUGGAAACAAUGCCAGGUGAUUUGCCUUCUCACAGUGGCGCUGAAAAUUUUCACACGGCAUUGCCUCCACUUCCUUUGAGUCGAAGAUUAACUCGCAAAUUAUCUAGUCUUAGAAGUCCAUUAAAUAGCUAUGAGACUAAUACACCUCUCACUGACCAUGGUAGUGACCAGCCGGCUCUUGAAUAUUCGUCUGACCGGAGAAUGGACUCUGCAAAAGAUAACAAGACUGACGUGCCUCCAUCGGGUGACAAUUUGUGGAAGGGUGACAAAAAUGCUGCACAAAGUGAUAUUUCUAUGGUUCCCAAUCCUCCUAUAAUAUUUAAACAGCCAACGCAUCUGGUAACUCCAUCAGAGUUAUUGUCUAGAGUUUGUUCAUCAUCUGAGAAUUCACAAAUUAGUCAGGGUGGGAAUGUGGUAGAGACGAAGGUUCAAGAUGUGGUUGUCAACAAUGAUGCAGAAAACAUUGAAGUAGAGGUUAAAGUUAUUGGUGAGAAGGGAACCAGUCUAAAUAAUGAGGGUGACCGUCAGAGAGAUUCCCAUAUAAUGGUUGCGGAGAAAAAGGAAAAAUCCUUCUAUUCCCAGGCCUCAGAUCUUAACAUUCAGAUGGCCAGAGAUUGUUGUGUGGGAACUUAUAAUGUGGAGAGACUAUGUCAAACUAAUGAUGUUAGUGUUACUAGGGCACCAAACCAACCUCCUGACACUUGUGUGGAAGAAGUUCAAGAUAUGAUGAAUGAUAUGCCUCCAAAGGUUGGUGAAUCAGAAACUCUCAUGCCAGUUUUGCAGUCUCCUGCCCCAGCUCCGAAGGGAAAAAGACACAAGGGGAAAAAUUCUCAAGUGUCUGGUCCAUCUUCCCCUUCCCCAAGUCCUUUUAACUCCAUAGAUUCAUCAAAUGAACCAUGUAGCAAUUCAGGUGCCCCAUAUAUGGAAACUGCUUUGCCCCAGUUGUCGGCUAUGCAGGAGAUACUUGAACAGUUAAUGAGCACGCAAAAAGAAAUUCAGAAGCAGAUGAAUGUGAUCGUUUCUGCCUCAGUUACCAAAGAAGGUAAAAGACUAGAGGGAUCCUUGGGCCGAAGCAUGGAGAAAGUUGUCAAGGCUAACACUGAUGCUUUGUGGGCUCAUUUCCUAGAGGAAAAUGCAAAGCAGGAGAAGUUAGAACAAGACCAUAUGCAGCAGAUAACAAACUUGAUCACAAAUUAUAUGAACAAGGACUUGCCAGCCAUGCUCGAGAAAAAUUUAAAGAAGGAAAUAGCUUUGGUUGGACCAGCUGUAGCUCGUGCAAUUACUCCGGUUGUGGAGAAAACCACAUCAUCAGCUAUUAUGGAGUCAUUCCAGAAAGGAGUGGGAGAAAAGGCAGUCAACCAACUAGAGAAAGUGGUUACUUCAAAACUCGAAGGCGCAGUGACUAGGCAAAUUCAUUCACAGUUUCAAACUUCUGGGAAGCAAGCUCUUCAGGAUGCAUUAAGGUCUAGUUUGGAAGCUUCAACUGUUCCUGCAUUUGAGAUGUCAUGCAAAGCUAUGUUUGAGCAAGUUGAUGUCACAUUCCAGAAAGGGCUGAGCGAACAUACAACUGCUGUUCAGCAGCAUUUUGAAUCUACACAUUCUUCACUGGCCAUUGCUUUAAGGGACACAAUUAAUUCAGCAUCAGCAAUCACUCAAACCUUGAGCAGAGAAUGGGCUGAGGGCCAACGUAAGCUGUUAGCAAUUGCAGCUGCAAGUGCUAACUCAACAGCAGUAAAUCCCUUGGUAACACAGUUGAGCAAUGGACCAUUGGUUGGUCUUCACGAGAUGGCUGAGGCACCAUUGGAUCCAACUAAAGAACUAUCUAGAUUGAUAGCUGAACAAAAAUUUGAGGAAGCAUUCAUUGGAGCCCUGCACAGAAGGGAUGUCUCAAUAGUUUCAUGGCUAUGUUCUCAGGUUGAUUUACCGAGGAUUUUGUCAACGGUGCCACUUCCUCUGAGCCAAGGAGUUCUGCUGGCUCUUCUUCAGCAACUGGCUUAUGAUACUGGCAACGAAACACCCAGAAAGCUGGCAUGGAUGACGGAUGUGGCUGUUGCCAUAAACCCAGCAGAUCCAACUAUUGCCGUGCAUGUGCAUCCCAUCUUUGAGCAGGUAUAUCAGAUACUUGGCCAUCAACGGAACCUACCAACUACCCCUGCUUCAGAAGCAAGCAGUAUCCGCCUUCUUAUGCAUGUCAUAAACUCUGUGUUAAUGAGCUGUAAAUGAUUCUCUUGACUCGGUCACUAUAAUCAUUGCAUAAUUGUAAGUGGAACGAUGGGUUGUAUAGAAAUCUAGGAAGGUCCAGGAAAGAAAGUAUAUAAUUUAUGUAAUGAGUUGGUAAAUUAAUGAUCCGUGUGAAAUAGAUAUUUUUAUAAAUACUUGCACCUCUUUUUCGCA
This is a messenger RNA of Alnus glutinosa, 4564 nucleotides long. Its product is annotated as enhancer of mRNA-decapping protein 4-like. Gene Ontology annotation, cellular component: P-body. Gene Ontology annotation, biological process: deadenylation-independent decapping of nuclear-transcribed mRNA. Gene Ontology annotation, molecular function: protein binding. The transcript has 12 exons. Lineage: Eukaryota; Viridiplantae; Streptophyta; Magnoliopsida; Fagales; Betulaceae. The coding region runs from base 245 to 4393 and encodes 1382 amino acids. The record is from RefSeq and is a predicted model, not a curated record.